Messenger RNA from Podarcis muralis (Common wall lizard), 2887 nucleotides. The record is from RefSeq and is a predicted model, not a curated record. NCBI's taxonomy places the organism in Eukaryota, Metazoa, Chordata, Lepidosauria, Squamata, Lacertidae.
GAAGGUUUCCUCCUGAGUCAGGCAGAGGAGAGGAAGCAGGCAGAGCAGCAGAGGAAGGAUCUUUUGGCAGAAAUGGGUCUUGAUUCUUCUGAGGCAGAGAAGACUCCGCUGGACGCCAGAGUGAGGCCUCUGGGUGACGGAAUGAUGCCACCAAGACCUGCUCCUUCAUCUUUUCAUGGUGGUGGAGGGGAGGCAGCAGCUGUGGACCCAGAUCAGACGAGGAGUGGGCGUUGCUGGAUCCUGACCAGAGAGCUCUCCAUAAGGAAGUCAUGGAGGAGAAUCGUGGGAUCUUGGACUCACUCGUUAAGGCUCCCUAUUGGAUCAUCUUAUCUGCUUUGUAAUUCAAUCUCUCUAGGUGACAAACCUCUGAUAUUUCGAUGGGACUCAACACCACCACCCACAGCACCUGGGAUGCUAACAUUCCCACAGCAAACCUUGGAUGGAUGGCUAUUGAUUGUUUCCCCUGUGAAUACACUUCCUUCUAUUCUGCCUUUGUGAAACAUGGACAGGCUCCUCUGAACUGGCCAGGCCUUCUUAAAUGUAGGCUUCAGAUUGGUUUGGGAAGUAGAAGUGGGUUCUGUCAGGGUUUUUGCAUCUGAAGAAGUGUGCAUGCACACGAAAGCUCAUACCAAGAACUAACUUAGUUGGUCUUUAAGGUGCUACUGGAAGGAAUUUUAUUUGUUUUGACUAAAAGCAGUUUGUUUACAGCAUUCUAGCCAUUAUCACGGAACCUUGUACAAAUGUGUCUGUCCCGGACGAAAACGAAACUAGAGCAGAACAAAGAACUUGAGACUCUCGGAAGUGAUGCAGAGUCUCUCUCUGUCCCACAGUAGGCAGAAGUCACACUCUGAGCUGCUUAACCCUGUGAUGUCAAGGACAUCUAGGACUGCACAAAUAUUAGAAGACUGAAGGCAGCCCUGUAUCAGGAAGUUUUUAAUUCUUGAUGUUUUACUAUGCUUUUAUACAUGCUCUAAGCCGCCCAGAGUGACUGGGGAAAGCCAGCCAGAUGGGUGGGGUAUAAAUAAUAACGUUACUAUUACUACUAUUAGUAUAUAAUUCCCUUCAGUUCUUUCUCUGUCACAAGCAUUAAUUGGCAUUACUCUGUUAGUUGGGGCUGCAUUUAUUCCUGAGGCUCUAAUCUGUUUGUCGCUCAGUUGCAGGUGGUGAUGAAUUGGAAAUGAAGAGUGAGGGAGACCACAACGAAAUCCACAGAGUGGAGGAGCCAAAUCAGGAUUCAGACUGUGGAGAGAGCUUCAGUCAGAGCUCCCAUUCCACUUCCCAUCACAUAAUUUAGCAAAUAUAUAAUUAAUCAUAUGGGUUUAUGCUAUAAUAUCAGUAAACUUUUAGAGUGAUAACUUUUUUUUUUACAGACGGUAUGUCGGCUAUGUUUAAUAUGUUUAAUAUGGGCAGCGCUCAGUGGUAAACAUUGGAGAUACAUUACUGACAGUUCCUUCAUCUCUGUAUUUUCUUGCAGAAAACCUCCCCCUUUCUACAUACAAGGAUGAUAAAGCAGAGAAGACUAGCAUAUAGGAUUCCUUUUAAACUAGAGGUAGUAAAAUAUGCUAAAGAGCAUGGAAACAGAGCAGCAGAGAGACAUUUUGGGCCACCUCCAACUGAAAAAAUGAUAAGAGGUUGGAGGAAACAGGAGGAUCAGCUGCAAAAAGCAGAUAAAUGCAAGCACACUUUUCGUGGACAUGCUGCAAAGUGGCCACAGUUGGACGUGGCCAUGAAAGAAUGGAUCACAUAUCACCAGAAUAAUGGCUUCCCAGUCUCUACAAAAAUGAUAAUAUGUGAAGCCAAACGCAUUGCUGUAGGGAAAGGCAUUCACGAUUUUACUGGAUCACCAUCAUGGUGCUACAGAUUUAUGAAGCGAUGUGGCCUUGCUAUGCGCACUAAAACUAGAAUUGCACAAAAAAUGCCAGAAGAAUAUGAAUCUAAGAUUCUGUCUUUUCAUAAAUUUGUAAUUGAUGCUAGGAAGAAAAAUGGGUUUGAAAAUGGCCAGAUUGGGAAUAUGGAUGAAGUCCCACUACCAUCUAAUAGGGCUGUUGAUCUGAAAGGUGCCAAAACUAUCGCUGUGAAAACCUCCAGACAGGAGAAAACCCAUUACAUGGUUGUGUUGUCUUGCUGUGCAGACGGCACCAAAUUGCCACCCAUGCUAAUUUUCAAAAGGAAAACAUUUCCAAAAGAAGUGAUUCGAAGAGGAGUUGUUGUACAUGUUCAUGAGAAAGGAUUGAUGGACGAAAAUGGAAUGAGAGUAUGGGUUGAAAAAGUGUGGUCCAAACGUCCUGGAGGGCUUUUGAAAAAACCUGCCUUAUUAGUACUUGACCAGUUUAGAGCCCGUAUUAGCAAAACAAAAAAGUGCUUUGAAGAAGCGAAGACUUGGAGGUCUUACCAGCCGAUUGCAACCUCUCGGCGGUUCCAUCAACAAGCCAUUUAAGGUCUUUAUGCGAGAAGAGUGGAACAAAUGGAUGGCUGCUGGUAAUCAUGUUCUGAAACCUACUGGACGAAUGAAGAUUCCCACUAUCACUCAAGUUUGUGAAUGGGUGAAAACAUCAUGGCACUCGGUGAAGGAGGAAAUCGUUGCACAGUCAUUCAAAAAAUGUGGCAUUAGCAAUGCUUUGGAUGGAAGCGAAGAUGGUAUUUUAUAUGAAGAUAGCGAAGAAAGUGAUGUUGGUGGUUAUGAGCAACUGAGCUUCCUAAAUUCUGACUCUAGCAAUGAUGAGUUCUUGGGGUUCACAGAAGACUAGAAGAGUUCUCAAACCUUAAAGUCUCUCUUCAUUUUUUAAUGACCGUUAUGAUAGUUCUUAAUGCCACUGUUGACUGCUGUUCACUUUACAUUGCUGAAAUAUUAUUCUGAUAUACUUUCCUCCUCUAAAAACUAGGUACG